UGAAGGGUAAACAGGGUCGAAAUCAUGGGAAAUACGGAAAGCAAUGUGACAAGUGGUGUCAAGAAGCAGGCGGACACCUCUUCAAUUAAAAUCUACAAACUGGUCGACUUGAAAGGAGGAGGCCUGCUUGUCGAACUGAUGAAAAGGGCUGCACAGACUAAGCAGUACGCAGAACUGGAUCAUGCAAUAAAAACAAAAGUUGAGCCAUUUCUUUACAACAAGGGUAAAGGGAAGUUAAUACCAAUAAGCCAGCUUGUUCUCAUGAGGAACAAAGAGAGACCAAGACACAAAAUGUUGCCGCCUUUAAAAAAUUUGGAAAAUCCGGACGAUUACGAUAUCGAAUCUUAUCCCGCCCCAGAGAUAAAAGACGAAGAUAAAGUUGACAUGUCAAAAUACAGAGAUGUCUGUUGGGAUUUGAAAGAAAGGGGUGCAGUCGGUGAAACGAUUCUACACCUUUGUCUUCUUAAUGCAACUUCAAUCCAUGCUGAUCUAGCCAAACGACUAUUGCGAUUCUACCCUAAGCUUAUUAAUGACGUAUAUAUGUCUGAUGAAUAUUAUGGUGAAAAUGUUCUUCAUAUUGCAAUUGUCAAUGAAGAUCCUGCAAUGGUUAAAUUUCUCCUUGACAGCGGUGUUGAUUUUCAUGAAAGAUGUAUUGGCAAUUUUAUGUGUCCUGAAGAUCAGAAAGCCUCCCGGACAGAUUCCUUAGAACAUGAAUAUGUCAACUUGUCUCCUUUCACCAAUUAUGAAGGGUAUGUCUAUUGGGGUGAAUAUCCGUUAUCAUUUGCCGCAUGUCUUGGCCAAGAGGAAUGCUACAGGCUGAUGCUAGCAAGGGGUGCGAAUCCAAACAAUCAAGACACAAAUGGAAACACAGUACUUCACAUGCUAAUUAUCUACUCGAAGCUUCCUACAUUUGACAUGGCGUAUGAAGUAGGUGGCGAUUUAUCAAUUAGGAAUAUACAAAAUUUAACGCCACUCACACUGGCUGCAAAACUGGCAAGGAUUGAGUUAUUUUUUCAUAUAUUAAACAUAGAAAGAGAAAUUUAUUGGCAAAUAGGUAGUAUAACGUGUGCGGCUUAUCCCCUUUCGCAAAUUGACACAAUAGAUAUUGAAACUGGGAACAUAAGCAAAAAUUCAGCUCUUAACCUUGUGGUUUUUGGGGAAAAAGAUGAACAUUUAGAAUUAAUGGAUGGUGUUUUAAUUGACUUGUUGAAUGCAAAAUGGAAUGCAUUUGUUAAAAACAGGUUUUACAGACAGUUUUUUCUUUUUCUUUUUUAUUUUUUGAUAUCGUUAGUGUGUUUUACACUCCGGCCAGGACCAUUACCGCCUAAGCCAAUCGAGGCUACAAGUCGACCAAAUACAACGGUAGACGCUCUUAAUACGACUGAUUUGGACAUGUAUUCUACAUUAGAUUAUACAAGCACUCCCAUGUGGGAUACAAGUUUGGAAAACAAUGAUUCAACCGAUACUAAGCUUACAGAGCCGAAAAUAGGACUAAUAGACCUCGAGAGCCCUGGACCGAUUGUGAAUCUUGACGAAACCGAGAACAAGCAGUUGUGCUUGGACGGCCUCAUCAAAUCUUCAUGUAAACAACCAUCUGGAGUUAUGAAAGGAAAAAGCGCAAAAAAUACAGAUGUGUAUUUCAACAUGUCAUUCCAGUUACAUCGUGGAAGGGUUGAAGAAUGGUGGGACGAUUGGGGGAAGUGCCGGCUCCUUCAAAUGACAACUCUUGAAGAAAUGGUGCGCCUUGCUGCUGAAUUCCUUCUUGAAAUUGGUGCCCUCCUGUACAUAAUCGCUGCUCUCAGGGAAGCAAGAUUUUUAGGGUGGAGCAUGUUUGUUGAAAAUCUGAUGACUGCUCCAUCACGUGUGAUGUUUCUUUUCUCCUGUGUUUUAAUGUUGUGCAUGCCUUUUCUGAGGUUUUCGUGCAAUGAAGAAGUUGAGGAUAUAAUGUCUGUCGUUAUAAUGCUUACCACAGCUCCAUAUUUUUUAUUUUUCUGCAGAGGUUUUAAAACUGUCGGUCCAUUCGUGGUAAUGAUUUAUAGAAUGAUCAUGGGUGAUUUGCUCAGAUUUGCCACUAUUUACUUAGUAUUUGUUAUGGGUUUUGCUCAAGCUUACUAUAUAAUAUUUUUAUCUUUUGAUAAUCCUAACACUCCAGAAGGGGUUGAUGAUUCUGUAAGUAAUCCAAUACCGAAUCCUGUUGAAGCAGUGAUGGCAAUGUUUUUCAUGUCAAUGACAAGUUUUGGAGAUUAUUAUCCUGCCUUAGAAAGGACAGACCAUGAAUUCGGGGCCAAGCUAUGUUUUGUAAUAUAUAUGGCAAUUGUGGCAAUUCUCCUUGUAAACAUGUUAAUCGCGAUGAUGGGCAACACCUACCAAAAGAUUGCAGAGACCAGGAAUGAAUGGCAGAGACAGUGGGCAAGAAUUGUGUUGGUUGUUGAAAGAGGUGUGAGCCCGUCUGAGAGAUUGACAAAGCUAAUGUGGUAUUCUCAACCUAUGUCCGACGGGAGGCGUGCAUUAGUACUCAGGCUUAACCAAUCGGAGGAGGACAAAGAAGAAAUGAAAGAGAUUUUAGAGAUGAAGCGCGUUCACAAUCGCAUGGUGCAAAAGCGCAAGCAGAGAGAAUUGGAAAAAAAUCAGCGCGUUGAUUUAGAGAAAGAAAAAAUUGAACAGAAGCUCAUGUCGUCCAACAACUUACUAGACUUAAAUACACCAGCUAUGGAAAAGAAAAGAAAAGAAAUUGAAGCGUUUAAUAAAAGUCUAAUGUGACAUUCCAACUCAGACCAAAUAAUUUUUAAAAUUUAUUUUAAAAUGGCUGUGAUAUAUGAAAAAACAAUAUGAACUAAAUUAACACAUUUUAAGGAUAGUAAUUCUUUAUAAUUGAGAAUUAAUUAUAGAACAGCUUUAUUGUUAUUCAAAUAAAGUAUUAAAGAUCUCAGGCAAGAUGGUGCUUUUCAAAAGUUAAUGUUGAAGUUUAUUGACAAUCACUUUCAAGCACACGGUUUUAGUUAAACAAAAACUUACUUGCAGGACU
This is a messenger RNA of Cimex lectularius (bed bug), 3025 nucleotides long. It is a transcript of the gene nan, whose product is annotated as transient receptor potential cation channel subfamily V member 6. Lineage: Eukaryota; Metazoa; Arthropoda; Insecta; Hemiptera; Cimicidae. Gene Ontology annotation, cellular component: membrane. The transcript has 17 exons. Bases 25 to 2760 code for a protein of 911 amino acids. Gene Ontology annotation, biological process: calcium ion import across plasma membrane. The record is from RefSeq and is a predicted model, not a curated record. Gene Ontology annotation, molecular function: calcium channel activity; protein binding.